CUGCAGGGGGCAGAUCUCCACAGGGCACAGCUGCAGGGGGUUCGACUCAGCAGGGCGCAGCUGGAGGGGGCAAAUCUCGGCUAUGCGCAGCUGCAGGGGGCAGAUCUCCAAAGGGCGCAGCUGCAGGGGGCAGUUCUCCAAAGGGCGCAGCUGCAGGGGGCAAAUCUCAGCAAGGCGCAGCUGCAGGGGGCGUAUCUCCCCAGGGCGCAGCUGGAGGGGGCAGAUCUCUGCUGGGCGCAGCUGCAGGGGGCAAAUCUCUGCUGGGCGCAGCUGGAGGGGGCAAAUCUCUGCAUCGCGCAGCUGGAGGGGGCCAACCUCUACGAGGCGCAGCUGCAGGGGGCAUCUCUCGCUGAGGCGCAGCUGCAGGGGGCGAACCUCGGGGAUGCCGACCUGCGCGGCGCCGACCUCACCGGCGCCAACCUCGCUGGCGCCAACCUGAAGAAUGCCGACUUGCGCGGCGCAGUCCUCAUCGGCGUCAACCUCGAGAAGGCCGACCUCGAGGGCGCCAAACUGCAGGGCGCGAAGUUCGAGCGCGCCGUCCUCGCUGGCGUCAAGCUC
This is a messenger RNA of Emiliania huxleyi CCMP1516, 558 nucleotides long. RefSeq lists its product as hypothetical. The record is from RefSeq and is a predicted model, not a curated record. The annotation marks the transcript as partial. NCBI's taxonomy places the organism in Eukaryota, Haptophyta, Isochrysidales, Noelaerhabdaceae. The transcript has a single exon.